UUGCUCCUGCAACAAAGACAUUUAUUAAACAUGAAAUUUAAAACCAUACCUUUAAAGAGGAUAUUUGUAUGAGAUAUAGAGUAAACAGGAGCUAAUAAGUACAUAGACAAAGGUCAUGUGCCUCAAAGUUGUUGUGUUGUUGUGAAUUUUUGGUACUAAAACCUUUAUAAUAAGAUUAUAAGUACAGGAGAAACACGCAUAAACAGACAUGAAUGGCUUUGUAGCACACUGACACACUAACAAUCAUUUGCUAUGGUGCAUGGUUAAUUAUGCAUAACUGCACUAUUCAAGUCGGUUCGACUGCAGCAAACCACAUAACACUAAACAAAAAGCAACAUGUUUGUGCACAGAUGCCUUAACAUGCCGCCUACAGAUCUAAUCUGCUUUCAUUUUUAUUAUUUGCUGGACCAUUACUUCUUUUUUUCAAACGCUCCAUAGGGUCCAAUAAUGAAUUGAAUUGGAUUGCAUCUGAUUUAAUUCCAGACCAUUAUAGUCUUCUGCAGCUCCACCAGCCUCUAAUACUACAGUAGCCUGGUGCAUGUAGCACGCUGCAUUCUAUAGUGCAUAUUAUGGCGUAUUACUGUGAACGUGGGUGUUUUCUACAAUCACUCAUCUGUGGCUGUUUACCGGUGGUUGCUAGUGCGAUUCCCCCCCCUCCCCCCUCCCCUUCCCGUGAAUCGCGGUGCAGAAAUUAGCAGCAAGAAAGCAUGUAAUUGACAAAGUCACGUGUUCUCACUACGGGAACGGGCACAGCCAGCUCGCGAGCGAAUGAGAGCGAAGGAGGGAGAGAGAGAGAGAGAGAGAGAGAGAGGCAGCGAGAGAGAGAGAGACGGGAGAGAGGGAGAGCAGUACAGAGGUGGUGCGAGCGAGGAAGGGAUUGAAGGGAAGAGAGAGAGACAUGACAAAAAUAUCAAAAGGCAGAAAGCACGCCGUACCAUGCGAGCUAAAUUGGUGAGCGAUGGGAUCGAGGAUGUCGGAUUAAUGGUGACUACCGCAGCCCGUUUUCGCAGAGGAAGCUUCUCUAUUGCAACUUGGGCGCAGAGGGUCCGCGGGGAAACAUGGCCGAAGGAGGGCCGGGUAAAGGUGGCGGAGAAGACGUCGCCAAGUCCAGCACCGAGCAGCAGGACCGGACUCGACCUCAGGUCCUGUUGGGAUCGGGCGUCUGCAAGUGGUUCAACGUCCGGAUGGGUUUCGGAUUUAUCUCAAUGACCAGCAGCGAAGGGAGCCCCGUCGACCCCCCUCUGGAUGUUUUCGUCCACCAAAGCAAACUGGUGAUGGAGGGCUUCCGCAGCCUGAAGGAGGGCGAGCAGGUGGAGUUCACCUACAAGAAGUCCUCCAAGGGCCUGGAGUCCCUGCGGGUGACCGGACCCGGCGGAGGCCCCUGCGCUGGCAGCGAGAGGAGACCCAAAGGGAAGGUCCCACUCCAGAAGCGCAAACCAAAGGGAGACCGCUGUUAUAACUGUGGAGGUCUGGAUCACCACGCCAAGGAGUGUGGCCUGCCCCCCCAGCCAAAGAAAUGCCACUACUGCCAGAGCAUCACGCACAUGGUGGCCCAGUGUCCCCACAAGGCGCUGGCGCUCGCCACCGGCUCUCAGGACCAACAUGCGUCUACCUCGGCCUCCAGCCCAGGGACCGGGGCCUACCUCUGUCCCCCCGAGGAGGAGGGGGAGCGCUCUGGCUCGUCCCCCCUGGAGGGCUCCUCCUCCUCUCCAGAGGAGCCCCAGACACACCGCGGUCCCCGAACCCACCGGUGGAAGAAAUCGUGAAGACGACCCCCAGAGGCGCAGCUGUCGCGGCUAGCCCCCGACCCGAGGACACCCAGAGCCCCCCCUCAUCUACCUCACACCUGUGGAAAAAGAAACAAAAAACGGGAGGUCUUAAUUUCUUUACUAGUUUUUUAUUUUUCUAACCAGCGUAGCUAUGGCAACGAUCAACGGGGUACAGACGUGUGCGAAUGUGUGUAACUGCCUCGCAGUCAUCUGGUGCAGCUAUGGCAACCACCGCUGGAAUGGUGACUGCGGGCCGUGACUGUGUUUUCUGUUUGUUUGUUUCAAUCAGCGCAGCUCAAGGGUGAAACAACCUGGCCCGAUUCUCCUCUCGGUCCUCGUUCCCCCGUUGGACCUACCCGUUGGCCAUUUUGAAAUCCUUUUUUUCCCUUUUCCCUCACAUAUCUUUACAAUUUAAAGCCUGUAGGUGUGAAAGCUUUUAGCUCAUUUUUAAGAAGGAUUAGAUGAAGCGUCGCACCCUCCGAGUGAUAAUCCAGACCCGUAGGACUGUAGCUUGACCUCCUCUAACACUUUAGGGACAUCUUAUGGAUUUGAGAGGGAAUCUUUAUAAAUCUUUUUAAAAAAACGACCACGAGCUGCUUGAACACAUUGACCUAGAACCUUGAAACACUCACCAACGUACCUCUCUCUCACACGAGGCAGGCCGGACCAGCUGAUUGUCGAACCGCGGGCGCGAGUCAACACUAAUAACCUGUUAUGUUUCCUAUUAUGAUACGACGACAUGCCUUAGAGAACACGUCAUAUAACCCAGCUAGAUAUUAGAUUAGACUCAACAUAAUGAAGCAAACUUAGCUUUUCAUUUUGGUUUCUUGCGUAAAUAGUUGAAAAUAACAUUACAAUUUAUAAAUCAUAGUAUAAGUCAUUAAUAUAUAUGUAAAGUCACGAGAUAUAAUUAAAUUCUAUUAACUUUAAGUAAUGCAUUUAUAAGGAAUUAGCUCUGACAUGAACAGGCCUGUUUAUUGCAUGGGAAGCUAUGCUGAGCUCUCUCUCGCCAUCGAAUGGAGCCCACGUUUUAUUUCCUGGAGCUCCCACUCCACGCGAGCACAACGGCUCCGUUAACGAGCAUCGCAGAAGCCCGUUCCUCCUCCACCCGUGCCUACCCGAGUCAGCGAGCACCAGGCGGGUUCCUCCGCGGGGGGGCUGAAUAGAGACAGAGCGCUGAAGAGAGGGACGGUGCUGCUUUUGGUACAACUUGAAUCCCGAGCAUGGCUUUCGUGGCACUUAUUUGUGACCUAACAACUCUUCUCUGACCAUAUUGAAUGUGAAAAGAGCUCAUCCAAAGUCGACUCUUCACAAAGUUCACGUCGGGUCGCUUUGGAGCUGGAUCUUAAUGUUGUGACAAAUCAAAUAACUUUGUAUGACGAUAUCUAUCUAGCUUGCGUGUGUGUGUUUAUAAAAGCUCUAAGUAGACAACCAACUUUUUUUUUGGUAUAUUUCUGUACCAAAGAGUUUGGCUUUAUUUUUUGAAGGCAUUUAAAGUUCAGAUUUACUGAAGUGCUUGCUGUCCUUUCACAAUAAGAGAGACUUAUUGCUGAAAGAGCAGCGCUGCGGUUGUUUUACUUUCCUUUUCUUGUUAUUUUUUUUUUAUGUACAGCUUUUUGAAUGUGUGCGUGCAUUAUAAAUGAAAUCUCAACAAUGCAGCAUGACGGGAAAAACAAGUGAGUGACCAAACCACAGAAGGAGCACAGACCAUGCUCAGAUCUCUAUGGAAGCAUCUUUUUUAACGAUGUAUUUUUACAUUUUUACACACAAUUCCUCUCAGGAUGAUGAAAUGUUCUCAGGGAAUUAACCAAAAAAAGUGUAUUUUAUUCUUUUGGGAAUCAUCCACUGACUGGCUCAACAAACUCUGCUAAGCAAUGGUAAAGAUGUAACCGACUCAUGUACUGAUAUUAGCAACUACCUCUUGAGUUCUACAUAGUUGUGCAUUUCUUUUUGUUCUGUAUAUUCUUUGAUGAGCUUGUCAUGAUUAACUGUAGGUCUCGAUUGUACUGAGGUGUUGUGUGAGAAGUUCCCUGCUGUUGCCACAGACUCCCUGGUCUUCCUUUCCCGCGUUUGAUGAGUUCCUUUGUUUCCUCACUGCAGAAGCAUCCUAUUUUUUGUUUACAGCAGAAACCUACCUCAUAUUCGCUGUUCUCUCAUAACGUUACCUCCUCCCGGCCCCCCUCUACCUCCUCUGCGCAGUUUGCCCGCCACAGGGCGUCUUUCUGGCCAAUCGGGUCGUCCCAAUCAAGGCGCUCGUGAAGGUCGGGGUCUCGUAUGGGACGCGUCAGGCUCAGUGUUAAGCUGUGAGACGCCAGCGAGUUUACCUCAGCUCGUCCAGUGUUAAAUACGAAAUAACUGACAUUUUUCGUUUGUAAGUGUUUGAGCGUAAUGGACUUCGUGACCACUCGAUCCGAUGGGCCCACGCUGGAGAAGAGCAGGACUGUACUUCACACCGUGCCUAUCUUUACGUUUUGUUCGUUCCGACCCUUUCACCAAACACGUGUCCCCGCUUCCGGCGCGCGUCGGCCAUCUUUGCAACAUGUGGCUCCUCUGCACUUGUAGCUCGGAGCCAUGGUGAUGAAAAUAAUAAUGAAGACAAACAUUGUUAUCAGUAACAAACUGAAAUGACUUUGCAGUAUUACAGCGAGGCUACGAAUGGAGUCACCAGUUACGAACGAAAUACACGACCGCAGUAAGAAACAUAGCGAUAUCGUUGUUAGUAGCUUUGUAUUUUCUUCCAAUCAAUGCAACUACUGAUUGAUCUCAUCUUUAUUGUCCUGUUCAGUAUUUGACAGCCAAAAACCGUCUCCAAUCUCCUCCUGAAGGGAGUAAUAAUCAAAAGGCUGCGUUUUGCAUAACGAAGCCGUAGAAUCGCGUUUAUUCACGUGUUCGCGUUUCGUAUUCCGUGAGACAACACAAACAUCGGUGCCCGAGGCGGCGCCUGGUGUUCAGAGGCGGCUGCACGGCUCAGCUCACGUGGUGGUGUCAAAGAUUGUAAUGUUUCCGUUUUUUAUUUGAACCUGUAUUAACAUAAUCGGCUUUAAAGGAUAAUUCAAUCUUUGAGGGCAUAUUUUUUACUCCGUCACUGUGGAAACUUGGGCUGAAUUUAAACGUGUUCAUAGUUAAAACCCUGAGUCGUUUGCUGAAUUUGGCCAAAAACAAAACAAAUAGAAUAAAUAGCAAAAUGUCUCUAUGAAGCUUUUGCCCACAUUUUAAUUCAGUAUUUCUUAAAGAUAAGCUGCUAUGUUAGAAAACCCCAGUGGGUCAGCACUUACUGUUGUUUUGAAGAUAUUUCCAUAAUCUCCAAAGACUCCUUGAACCGUGCAGAUGAAAAAUGAGUCAGUACACUAAACGAUUACGUUUUAUUAACCAAAUUCCCAAGCCGUGCAUCUGUUUGGGAGCUAAACUAAUAGCGGAGCUGCCAGCUACCUUGCUCGGGAGCAGAGUUGCGACUUCAUAAGGCUCUCGAGUCUGAAGGGACUGUGGAAGUGGGGAAAUAAAGAUGGGUUUAGUCGGAGCAGAGCCGAGCGGUAACAGGUUAGCAGUGACCUCCCACUGGUCUUCGUGAGGAUUUUAGCUGACCUCAGCCUGAAGAUACGACGUUUAUUAGCACAUUUUGGACAUAAUUUAGUAGAAUUUUUUUAUAAACCUUCAGGUGAGAAAGAUUGAAUUAUCCUUACGUCAGCCGUGAUGAUGAACCUGAGCAGACAGACUGCAGCUUCACUUACCUCAAGCCCGCCGGCCGCUCUGUGCUGAACCUUGACCGGAGACGCGUCGCACGGGGAGUCGCAGAGCGGCGACGCUCUGCCUCCGAACCGAGGCCCCCGUUGGCCGACGACCUCACGCCGUUCACGUCUGCCUCCUCCUGCUCUACAUCGUGGCCAGAGGGAGUCUUCUGUGCUCUCAGCCAAGCACUGAUGCUCUUGAAUGGGGAAAAAUGUUCUACUAUGUGCAUAUCACUCAUUAUUUUAGCCCCAGUAUAAGUGUACUGCCUUUUUUAUUUCUGUGAAUCUUGGAUUGGAUUUUUAAUUAUGUCAUAAAUGUUUUACUUGAUUGGAAAAUAAACAUAUUAUAUUGGCAUUAAAGUAUGUAUAAUUUC
Messenger RNA from Betta splendens (Siamese fighting fish), 5868 nucleotides. It is a transcript of the gene lin28b, whose product is annotated as lin-28 homolog B (C. elegans). The transcript is spliced from 4 exons. Bases 1059 to 1766 code for a protein of 235 amino acids. NCBI's taxonomy places the organism in Eukaryota, Metazoa, Chordata, Actinopteri, Anabantiformes, Osphronemidae. Gene Ontology annotation, molecular function: zinc ion binding; nucleic acid binding. The record is from RefSeq and is a predicted model, not a curated record.